This is a messenger RNA of Cannabis sativa, 2747 nucleotides long. Its product is annotated as pentatricopeptide repeat-containing protein At5g67570, chloroplastic. Gene Ontology annotation, biological process: chloroplast organization. The transcript has 9 exons. Gene Ontology annotation, molecular function: protein binding. Lineage: Eukaryota; Viridiplantae; Streptophyta; Magnoliopsida; Rosales; Cannabaceae. Gene Ontology annotation, cellular component: chloroplast. The coding region runs from base 63 to 2642 and encodes 859 amino acids. The record is from RefSeq and is a predicted model, not a curated record.
CAACUCAACUACGUAAAACGUAAUCCUAUUUCUUUGUCUCGCAGAAACUCGCUCACUCAGCCAUGGAAGCUCUGUCAGGAGUUCCUCGAAUCCCUCUCCGCAAGUUCGAACCAGACACCGAUAAAAUCAAACGGAACCUGCUCGAGAAGGGCGUCCAACCUACUCCCAAGAUCAUCCACACCCUCCGCAAGAAAGAAAUCCAAAAGCACAAUCGCAAACUCAACAAAACCCAAACUGAUCAAGCCCCGCCGCCUCCACUUCAUCUCACCGAAGAAUCCCACUUCAAGACCCUUAAACGCGAGUACAUGGACUUCAAUAAAGAGGUGAAUUCGAAGAUGGGUGUUCCGACGGUUGGAAAUCCUUGGGAGAGGUUGGACAGUCUCAGGUUAAGGGAGCUGGCCGGAGCCACCACCGAAUACGCCGGAGAGAAGUUGAGGCGAGAGGAGCUGAGGGAAUUGGGCCGAGUGUUUGAGGCCCGGAAGCGCGAUGAGUUGCGGUGGGUUCUGGAAGAUGACUUAGAGAUUAGUGAAGAGGUUCUGAAUGGCGAGAAAAAGGUUUGGGACCCAUUGAAGCGGAGACGAGGAGAGGUUGAGGUGAUUCAGUUUCUUGUUGAUAGACUCAGUUCUACUAAGCUUGCCAUUAAGGACUGGAAACUUUCUAGGAUUAUGAAGCAGUCGGGACUGGCGUUCACUGAGGCUCAGUUGCUUAGGAUCGUUGAUGGGCUUGGGGCGAAGAGAUGUUGGCAGACAGCAAUGUCUGUAGUUGAGUGGGUAUAUGAGGAUAAGGAAAGGGGACGAAAUAAAAGCAGGUUUGUUUACACAAAACUCAUGGCAGUUCUAGGGAAAGCCAGGAAGCCAGAUGAUGCUCUAAGUGUUUUCAAUCUGAUGCGUGGAAAUCGUCAUAUAUAUCCUGACAUGGCUGCAUAUCAUAGCAUUGCUGUCACACUUGGUCAAGCUGGUCGCCUGAAGGAAUUGCUGAACAUUAUGGAAUGCAUGAGAAAGAAGCCUUCUAAACUAAAAAAUAUACAGUUCAAGAACUGGGAUCCUGUUCUUGAACCUGAUGUUGUUGUAUAUAAUGCUGUAUUGAAUGCGUGUGUGCCAUCCCAGCAGUGGAAGGCAGUGUCUUGGGUUUUCAUUCAGCUAAGAAAGAGUGGUUUGAAACCUAAUGGAGCUACUUACGGACUUGCCAUGGAGGUAAUGCUACAAUCUGGAAAGUAUGACCUUGUUCACGAAUACUUUAGAAAAAUGAGAAAAAGUGGGGAAGCUCCAAAAGCUCUUACAUAUAAAGUUCUUGUUAAAGCAUUGUGGUGCGAAGGGAAAGUGAAUGAAGCUGUUGAAGCAGUCAGGGAUAUGGAACAAAGGGGUGUGGUUGGAGCAAGCAGUGUAUAUUAUGAGUUAGCUUGCUGCCUCUGUAGCGUAGGAAGGUGGGAAGAUGCUAUGUUAGAGGUUGAUAAGAUGAAAAAAUUGUCUAAUACUAGACCUUUGGCGGUCACCUUCACCGGCAUGAUUAUGUCUUCUAUGCGAAGUGGACAUAUUGAUGACUGCAUAUCUAUUUUUGAAACUAUGAAAAAUCAGUGCUCCCCUAACAUUGGGACCAUAAAUAUCAUGUUGAAAGUAUACGGCCGUAAUGAUAUGUUCUCUAAAGCUAAAGAGUUGUUCGAAGAGAUAAAGAAAGCUAAUUCUGAUUCCUGCCCAUCUUUGGAUGGUCAUAAGACACUCCUCGUCCCAGAUGAGUUCACAUACAGCUCAAUGCUCGAGGCAUCUGCGAGCGCUCUACAAUGGGAAUACUUUGAGUUUGUGUACAAGGAGAUGGUUAUCUCUGGGUACCAGCUAGAUCAAACUAAACACGCAUCACUACUUCUGAAAGCAUCCAGAAAUGGGAAGUGGCAUUUGCUGGAAAAUGCAUUCAAUGCUAUUUUAGAAGCUGAAGAUAUUCCUAAUUCUUUGUACUGGACCGAAAUGGUGCUUCAAAAUGUAGCUCAAGAAGACUAUAUGAAAGCUGUCACUCUGAUAAAUGCAAUGGCUCUUGCGCCAUUCAAAAUCAGUGAAGAUCAAUGGAAAGAACUUUUUGAGAAGUACGAAGAGAAAAUCGGUCAGAAUAACUUAGAGAAACUGCUGGACUAUUUGGAUGAUGGUGAUGUAAAAUCAGAACCCACAGUCGUCAACUUAUCAAGAGCACUGCGCCGUCUCUGUGAUUCCGGCAUAUCAGGAAAUUUCUCUAGCUCAAUUGAUUGUGGGAGUGAAAACGUAAAUAAAUCAUCCUUGGAUGAUAAUGUUGGAAUGACUUUUGGCGAAGACUCCGACUCAGAUGAAGAUCUUCCUAGCUUCAGCAUAGAUCUCACUAGCAUGGAGGUUGAUCUCGAUAAUGACAGGGAAAGCAACCUUCUAACCAGCACAACAGGGUUAACUACAGAUGAAGCUUCGAACGGUGAAUCUAGUGACCCUUUACAUGGUAGUUACUCAACAACUGAUAUAACUGAAAGCUUGGUGGAUGUGGAUGAGACUGAACUUGAAAAACUGUUGAAUGGGGUUCAUCAUUCUGAUAAAUCUGACUUGCCUUCUGCAUAUGAAGUUCUAGAGGCUUGGAAGGAAAGCAGGAGAAAAGAUGGGGUCUUGUUCUCAUCUCGACUUGGCCAGAAAUGAGUGGUUUUUGUCUGUUUUUUUUUACUUCCUCUUAUUGCUGAUGCAACUGUGUAUAUAUGUACGUGUAGUACAUUAAUGAACGUUUUCGAUAGUAAUCUAGUUAAA